AAUUUAGUUGUUGGUAAUCUAGAAUUGUGACCAGUUAUUUAAUGUUUGGUUUUAAUUUCAAAUGAAACAAUUUAAUGUAUUUUUAAUGUUUGAAUAACAGCAUUAAUCGUCAUCAUUUUAAUUUUCGAAAAAAUGUGCAGUAAAAUGAACAUUUAACUUCUCUUUAAACCAGUUUAUUUAUCAUACGAGUACGUAUCUAUAUGAGAAAAUGUCAUGUGUGUGUAACAAUGGGUAAUAAUCUGCAAUAAAUAAACAUUUGAACCAUUUACUCAACGGAUCAUUUAUUAUUAUAUUAUUAAAUAUAAUUUUUAUACAUUCAUUUUACACGAUAAAAAAUGGAUGCUGGUAAAAAAGAAGAACGGCCUCUAAAUCCACGAGCCAGAGCAAACAUCUUUGAAAUCUUUACGUUUAGCUGGAUUUUUGACCUUUUCAAAGUUGGACGAAAGAGGAAUUUAGAAUUCAAUGAUUUAUACGUACCUCUAAAUAAUGACAGAUCAUCGUUAUUAGGAAUCGAGUUACAGAAGAGGUGGAAAAUCGAAACGGUUAAUGCAAACAAGAAGAAUGGAGAUCCUAGUUUGCUAAGGGUAUUAGUUCAAAUGUUUGGUGCUAAGCUAAUGUUAUAUGGAUUAAUACAAGCAUUUGUUGAAAUUGUGUUGAGAAUGUCUCAACCGAUACUAAUUGGUGGAUUAUUAGAAUAUUUCAACCCGGAUAAGUCCAACGCCAAGGACUUGACUCGUGCAUACUGUUAUGCGUCAGGUCUAUUAUUGAACAUGUUGGUUAAUAUAUUAUUGUUUCAUUAUUCACAAAUGGAAACGGGACAACUAGGAAUGAAGCUUCGAGUGGCCUGCUGUUCAGCAAUAUAUAAAAAGGCAUUGCGAUUAAGUAAAACAUCUUUAGGUGAAACUACAGUCGGCCAAGUGGUAAACUUGUUGUCAAAUGAUGUAAAUCGGUUCGAUAUAGCAUUCAUAUUUAUACACUUUUUAUGGAUCGGCCCCCUGCAAUCAAUUGUAGUCACAUAUUUUCUGUGGCAAGAACUUGGCGUAUCAUCUUUAGUUGGAGUAGCUAUAUUUCUUGUCUUUAUUCCACUGCAAGGAUGGUUGGGAAAGAAAACUUCCGUAUAUCGGUCGAAAACAGCGCCUAGGACCGACGAAAGAGUAAGGUUGAUGAACGAAAUAAUAUCAGGCAUACAAGUGAUAAAGAUGUACACUUGGGAGAAACCCUUUGCAGUGCUUGUACAUUUCGCAAGAAAGCUGGAACUUGAACAGAUCAGAGGUGUCUUAUACAUCAGAGUGUUUUUGCAAUCAUUUGUAAUAUUUCAUUUAAGAUUUGCGUUGUUCAUAAGUAUUUUAUCAUACAUAUUAUUAGGAAACUACAUAAAUACUCAAAAAGUUUUUGUUAUACUUUCAUACUUAAAGAUAUUGACAACAAUGACAGUAUUUUUCCCCCAAGGUAUUUUAACGUUAGCUGAGAUGCUAAUAUCCAUUAAACGCAUUCAGACAUUUCUACUACAAGACGAAAAGCACAAACAUGAUAAACCAUCGUUAUUAAAACCUGCAGAAGCUACAUCCAAAGACAGCAUUGAAAUGUUAAAUUUUAAUAGUGAUCAUUUUGCGACAAAUACAGAUAGCAAUGAAGAAGAUAUGGGCCAAUUGAGUAAUUUUGGAAUCGACAUUUUAAACGCCUCGGCUAAAUGGAUACUCAAUCAACCCGAUAACUCUUUAAAUAACAUUAAUUUAACCGUUAGACCUGGGCGGUUGGUUGCAAUCAUUGGGCCUGUAGGAGCUGGAAAAAGUUCAUUGAUUCAUGCGAUUUUACAAGAAUUGCCACUUUGCGAAGGUAGUAUUUCGGUGCGAGGCACAGUAUCUUACGCCUCUCAAGAACCGUGGUUGUUUAACGGUUCAGUUCAACAAAAUAUACUUUUUGGUUCGCCAAUGGAUCAUAAUCGUUACAAAGAAGUUAUAAAAGUAUGCGCAUUGAAAACCGAUUUUAAACAACUUCCUUAUGGUGACAGAUCUUUAGUAGGUGAAAGAGGAGUGUCUCUUAGUGGUGGUCAACGAGCGAGAGUAAAUCUAGCAAGAGCUGUAUAUAAACAAGCCGAUAUUUAUUUAUUGGACGACCCUUUAUCAGCUGUUGACACACACGUUGGAAACCAUUUAUUUGAAAAAUGUAUUAAGGGUUACCUCAAAGAGAAGACGUGUAUUCUUAUUACUCACCAAAUACAAUACUUGUCAAGUGUUGAUCAAAUUGUUUUGAUGGAAAAUGCAAAUAUAUUAGCCGAGGGUUCGUAUCAGGAACUUCAAUCUUCUGGAUUAGACUUUACAAAAUUAUUUAAAUUAUCCGAGGAAACAACCACCGAUACUGAAAUUGAGAGCAACAAUGUAACUAAUAAAAGUUUGGAACAGCCCUCCGGUUUAUCUCGACAAGAGUCAUUUAAAAGUAUUUCGUUGUCUAUUGAUGAAAAUAAAUUAAACGAAACUCAAGUAGCACCCAUUGAAGUGGCUGAAAUUCGGUCUACCGGAAUAGUUUCACAUAGUAUUUACUCGUCUUAUAUUUCUGCCGGAGGAAAUACUUUCAAAAUAUUAUUUUUAUUAUUCAUAUGUAUUUUCACUCAAAUGCUUGGUACUGGGGGAGAUUAUUGGAUAAGUUAUUGGGUUAACCUAGAAGAUCAUGUUUUUCAUAAUGCAGAGAGUAAAUCUACGAAUAUUAGUAAUUUUAUGACUUACGUGGAAUCUGAUACACCGUGGGUAAUAUCUCGCCAGUUUUGUGUUAUAAUUUACGCUGUCAUAAACGUAGCUAUGUUAAUAGUUGUUUUAAUAAGAUGUGCUACAUUCGUAUCAGUUUUUAUAGGCGCAUCUAUGAAUUUACACACCAGUAUGUUCAACGCUAUAACCAGAGCUACAAUGUAUUUCUUUAAUACAAAUUCGUCCGGACGGAUUCUGAACCGUUUCACUAAAGACAUCGGUGCUAUUGAUGAAAUGAUAACAGUUCCUUCAUUGGAUUUUAUAUAUAACUCAUUGUCACUUAUUGGAAUUAUAAUUGUGGUUGGAAUAGUUAAUGUUUACCUUCUUAUACCCACAUUUUUCAUCGGGGUAUUGUUUUAUUACACAGUAGUCUAUUAUUUAUCUACAUCACGUAGUAUCAAACGUUUGGAGGGAGCCUCACGAAGUCCCGUAUUAGGAUAUUUGAACGCGUCGCUUCAAGGUUUAUCAACAAUAAGAGCAUUUGAAGCCGAGGAAGUUUUAUCUAGAGAAUUCGAUGACCAUCAAGACUUACAUACUUCGGCUUGGUAUAUUUUUAUUUCGUCCACCGAAGCUUUAGGUUUUGCGUUGGAUAUGAUCUGUCUUGUAUAUAUUAGUAUCUUAACAUACAGUUUCUUAGUUGUCAAAAAUGAUACUUUUGGGGGAGAUGUUGGACUAGUUAUAACUCAAGCGAUGAGUUUGACAGGUUCACUUCAGUGGGGAAUAAGACAAUUUGCUCAAUUAGAUAAUCAGAUGACAUCUGUUGAAAGAGUACUUGAGUAUACAAAUGUUCCACAGGAAGCUGCACUUGAAUCUGCACAAGAUAAGAAACCACCAAAAGAAUGGCCAGAUAAAGGGCAAAUUGUGUUUGAAAAUUUUUAUCUACGUUAUACUCUAGAGGGGGCGCACGUUUUAAAAAAUCUCAACAUUCAAAUUCAGGCAACGGAAAAAAUAGGAAUUGUUGGACGAACUGGUGCAGGUAAAUCGUCGUUGAUAGGAGCGUUAUUUAGACUUGCUCUCAAUGAGGGAAAUAUCACCAUCGACGGUAAAGAAAUACACGAAUUAGGAUUACACGAUUUACGAUCCAAAAUUUCAAUAAUUCCUCAAGAACCAGUUUUGUUUUCGGGAUCCAUGCGAAAAAACCUAGAUCCUUUAGACGAAUACCCAGAUCAUGCGCUUUGGAAUGCUUUAGAAGAAGUAUAUCUUCUCGUUUAUAAUAAUUUGCAAAUACAGUUAACUUUUUUUAUUUACGUAAUAUUACUAUUUAAGGUGGAACUUAAAACCGUCGUAGAGGAUUUGCCCGACGGUCUGAACUCAAAAAUGUCUGAAGGCGGAUCUAAUUUCAGCGUUGGUCAAAGGCAAUUAGUGUGUUUGGCUAGAGCUAUAGUGCGUAGUAAUAAACUUCUCGUGCUGGAUGAGGCCACUGCCAAUGUUGAUUCACAGACCGAUGCGUUGAUUCAAUAUACGAUUAGAAAUAAAUUUCGGUCGUGUACAGUGUUAACGAUCGCUCACCGUUUGAAUACAGUUAUGGAUUCUGACAGGGUGCUUGUUAUGGACGCUGGAACAAUGGUCGAAUUCGAUCACCCUUAUAACUUGUUGAAAAAUAAAGAUGGGUUUUUGUACAAAAUGGUAGAACAAACUGGAACCGAAACGUCUGAAUUGUUACAUAAUUUAGCAGUUGAGAGCUUUAUGAACAUUGCCCACGAACACAUCGAAUUAACCACAUGAGUCAUGAAUGCUAAAGUUCAGUUGAUUUUAUACAAAAAUCACAUUAAUGAUUGUCAGUUAUAUAAUUAAAUAUUGUUUCAUAUUUAUUAGAUACAUUUACGGCAUCACUGACUGUUCAUACCUGACAAUAACUUAAACUAUUUAUUUAUUUUAGUGUCUUAAUCAUACAUUUUUUUUAAACUGAAUAUGAUGUAUAGUUACUACAAUAAAAUUGUAUUAUGGA
Molecule: messenger RNA, 4689 nt
Organism: Metopolophium dirhodum (rose-grain aphid)
Lineage: Eukaryota; Metazoa; Arthropoda; Insecta; Hemiptera; Aphididae
Product: probable multidrug resistance-associated protein lethal(2)03659
Exons: 25
Coding region: 336-4466 (1376 amino acids)
Biological process (GO): transmembrane transport
Cellular component (GO): membrane
Molecular function (GO): ATP binding; ATP hydrolysis activity; ABC-type transporter activity
Source: RefSeq, a predicted model, not a curated record